UUGUGGUACUGGUUCUGGAUUUCUUUCCUCCACCCUCCUCAGUAUAUGCAGAUCUUUGGGGGUGGGUGGAGUGGACAGCUGGGAGGUGUUUCCUCCUGCAGGAACAAGCCUGCACCUCCCUACAUGGCUGGACUCGUGUGUUGAGCGUGCAGAGGGCGCGGACGCAGAGCAGCAGAUCUGAUCAGAGGCCUCCGUCCCCCUGCUGAAGUGUCUUUGAGCCAAGCGCUGAUUCUGAGCCAGUGAGAGAGAGAGAAACCCGAGAGCUGUUCCAGCAUGGAAGGGAGGCGGAGUCUUCUCCUCUGCCUCAUCGUGGCAGCGUGUUUCUACGGCAACGCUGCUCAGAAGACAGUCUGCACUCAAGAGGCUGUUGCUGACAUCGUCUUCAUGGUGGACGGAUCAUGGAGCAUCGGUAACGAGAACUUCGAGCAGAUCCGUCAGUUUCUCUACACGCUGGUCAACAGCUUCGACAUCGGGCCUGAGCAUGUCCGCAUCGGGCUGGUCCAAUACAGCAGCUCCCCACGGACAGAGUUCCUGCUCAACACCCAUCAGAACAAGGAGGACAUCCUGCAGUACAUCAGCAA
Labrus bergylta (ballan wrasse) is the source of this 581-nucleotide messenger RNA. The record is from RefSeq and is a predicted model, not a curated record. NCBI's taxonomy places the organism in Eukaryota, Metazoa, Chordata, Actinopteri, Labriformes, Labridae.